Plutella xylostella (diamondback moth) is the source of this 2450-nucleotide messenger RNA. NCBI's taxonomy places the organism in Eukaryota, Metazoa, Arthropoda, Insecta, Lepidoptera, Plutellidae. The record is from RefSeq and is a predicted model, not a curated record.
GAGGCUGGCGCGGCGCAGCGGCAGUUGCGUGCUGAGACCGCGGCCCGCCGGUCACACGCCGUUCACAGUUCGUCAGUUCGUGCAGCGAACGCUCCCGUGUGUGUAGUAUUUACCUAUUUACGUUCCGUGUAUUGUGUUGGAUUUGACAUGCUGAUUUCCGGGUGAUGGUACGGUUCGGUUGUGAUUUGAGUUGAGUUUUUCACGGAUAUUGUGUUGUGAGAUUGGUGUGUUUUUAAAUUAUAUCGGCAGGUAGAGGAAAUGUGGCACACGUCGCCCGGACCGCCCCACACAGCGAGCCAGCGCUGAGGCAGCAGCGGCGCGCGGGGAUGCGGGCGCCGCGCGGGGCGGUGUGACAGCGCCACCGGCCGAGCCACGGAUGCGGGGCAGCGUGUAUAGCGUCAGCUCAGGCGUGGAGGGCUGGGGCGGCGCGCGGUAGCGGCGCGGCGGGUGCGCGUGCCAUGCGCGGCGGCUGAUGGAGCCCGGGUGGUGGUCGCCGGAGCCGCCGCCCUCGCCGCCGCCGCCCGCCGCGCCCCGCUGCCGCUGCUGCCGGCCCUACUCCACCAGCUAUACGUGUCUGCCGCACUAUGACGGCUGGCCCGACGUCGACGAGGAAUCAACCGGGGGCGCGCUGCGCGAGCGCGAGCUGCGCUCCCUGCACCGCACCGUGCCCGCCCUGCGCCGCCGCGAGCUGGACACGCGAGCCAUCAAGCACCACUUCUACCCCGAGGGGGGCUGGGGGUGGAUCGUCUGCGGGGCCGCAUUCCUGGCGCACCUGCUGUCCACGGGGCUGCAGCUCGCGUACGGCGCGCUACACGUCUACGCGUUGCGCCAUCUAGGACCCUCCGCCGACCAAGCAGUCCUAAUCCUGUACACAGUGUGGGCGGGCGCGCUGUGCCUGGGCGUGUCCCGGGCGGCGGGCGCGAUGGUGGCGGCGCGGCGGCGGGCGCCCCGCCUGGCGGCGCUGGUCGGCGGGCUGCUGCUGCCGCUCGCCUGCCUCUUCACAUCGUUCGCGACUCAGCUGCAUCAGACGCUGCUUAGCUAUGGCGUGGUGCUCGGCAUCGGGUGCGGGCUGGUGCGCGAGGCGGCGGGGCUGGUGCUGGGCGCGUACUUCCGCCGCCGCCGCCAGUUCGUGGAGCUGGUGGCGCACGCCGGCGGCGGCGUCGGCAUCGCGCUCUUCAGCGUCGCUUAUAAGGAGGCUCUGGGUAAACUGGGCUGGCGGCUGGGGCUGCAGGCGAUAACGGGGGUGCUUCUGAUGGCAUUUUUCCUCAGCGCCGCUUAUCGAAGCGCAUCCCUCUACCAUCCGCAGCGCCGAGCAAUCUUGCAUCUUAAAAACCAACGGAGAAAGGUCAAAGAGAAGAAGGGGAUGAAACGGCCUCCGCUGAUCGACCUGAGCGCGCUACGGUCGCGGCCGGCGAGGGUUCUGCUGCUGGCCUCGGGGUUGGCCGCCUUCGGGCUUUACACACCCGUGUUUUAUCUGGCAUUACAAGGCUUCGAGGAGGGUCUGGAGGAGAGCGCGCUGGUGCUGCUGCAGACGUUCCUGGGGUUCGCGGCGGUGCUGGGCUGCGCGGGGUUCGGCCUCGUGCUGGUGCGGCCCUCCGCGCAGUGCCUCGUCUCCAAGCAGUACUUGUGCCAGACCGCCAUGAUCGGCAUCGGAAUAUCAAUGCUGGCGCUAAGUAGCGUGGAGGGCUAUCACGGCUACGUGCUCUUCACGUGGAUGUAUGGACUAUGUUUAGGAGGCUACCUGUAUACUAUUAAGAUGUUGACCAUGGAACGGGUGCGUGGAAGACACUUUGCCAAAGUUUGGGGGUUCGUGCAAGGCGCGGAGGCGUUGCCCGUGAUAGUGGGGGUGCCGGUGACGGGCUACAUCAACCAGCAGGUGCCGCGCGCCGGGUUCUACUUCUCGACGGUGGCGACGCUGGCCGGCGCCAUGAUGUUGUUCUUCGUGGGGUACUCCAAGCGCGAGGCUGACCCGCCGCCCGCGCCGGCGCCGGCCGUGGUGGAGGCGUGCCCGUGCGUGUCGCCGCCGGCGCGCUGCGAGCCCGCGUGGUGCGCGUGCGGCGCGGGCGGGGCGGCGGCGUACUGCGCGUGGCCCGGCUCCUGCGGGACCAGGACGCUGCCCCGGUCCAUGUCGUACGCAGCGCCGCUGGACCGCUGCUGCUCUGCGGCGGCUCAGUACCCCGAGUGCUGCCGGCGCGGGCUGCGGCCGUCGCGCAGCGUGCCCGAGGGGCUGGCGCGCCCCGGCUGGGUCCGCGCCGCCGCCGCCGCCUGCCCGCGCUGCCGCCGCCGCGAGCACCACCUCAUCGAGCAGAUCACCACCUCCGUGUGAUCACAAGACUAACAAAGUGACAGUUUUGUGUUCAACUGUAAAAUAUAUUUUAGUGUUACUGUAAUAACUGUGUACUAUAAGUAAGUAUAUGAAAAUAAUCAACGGCUACAGUGGUGUUUCAUAA